AUGGCUUCUGGCAAAAUAAUCAAGCUGGUGGUUUUUGAGCUUCUUGAGUUUGCUGCCUUCUCGGUUCCUACCCUUGUGAUAAUGCAACAGUUUGCGACUGCCAAUCCUCGAACAAAGGAUGAAACGGCUCACUAUUGGCUUAUUGUUUCCUCUUCCAUCGCCUAUGUGGCUGUAGUGAGUCUCUUAAUCUGGGUUCCGGUAAAGGUUGUCCUAUACAAGAAACGACAUCUUUACAAGAAAAUUAUAGGAUGGCGACCUGUGCUGGUGAUGUGUGUUGUGCUCACGACUCUCCCCAGCUUCUGCUUCUCCAUAGCAGUGACGGAGGUUCAAAAGAAUAGCAGUGGCUCAGCUAAUUCGUUGCCUGAUUCCUUACCUGAUCUGCCAGUAUCUCUGGUUCUAUUGUCCCUGAUCGUGGUUGACAUUAUUGAAAAACUCAGGAUAUAUCCUCUAAGAGGUAGUCAUAUGAGUUAUGAAGACAAUGACAUCCGUGUAACCUCGUUACAACAGAUAAAAACCGUGACAGAACAGGUGGUUCAAAGUGAUGAAAAUCCUGCAUCUGCCCAGGCAACCAAGCCCACUGCGAGAUCCCAGCCCCAGAAUCACGUGGCAGUGCUAGUUGGGCCCCUGGAGCCCUCCUUUGAGUCUGGAAUCCUGAGGACAAUGUCUCAAAGAGAUGUCCGGGCGGAGCUGUUCCUGCGAAGCUUUCUCAUGUGGUCCGACACGGUAGAAAUGCUCCGUGUGGCCGGGCACCAGGCGGUGUACAAGUCAGGCUGGCUGUACCCUGUCUACUUAUUCAGUUUCAUCUCUCUCCUGCGAACGGUCUUCACACCGAAUAACCCUCUCCUCAGUUUCCUGGGGAUCCUGAUGCAAGAUUUGCCCUUUGUUUUUCUUAGACUCAGUUUAAUCAUUGCCCUGGGGACGAUCACACCAGUACUGGGCCUUUGUAAAAAUAUCCUAGUGACUGUGUCGUAUAUUUACUUCAAUUAUGUAACCAAACUCAGGCCUUUCUCUGCCUUUGAAACUUCUCCAUUUUGA
Molecule: messenger RNA, 1035 nt
Organism: Grammomys surdaster
Lineage: Eukaryota; Metazoa; Chordata; Mammalia; Rodentia; Muridae
Gene: Tmem236
Product: transmembrane protein 236
Exons: 4
Coding region: 1-1035 (344 amino acids)
Source: RefSeq, a predicted model, not a curated record